AUGGCUACCCCCAGUGUUCUUACCGUUGACACUAAGGGUCGUGCUGUUGACUUUGAGGUCUGGGUCGAUGACCUCCAGCUGUUCCUCUUGUGCGAUAGGGCAGACGGCCUCUCUCUGUUUGACCUCACCUCUGGUGCAUCCCCUGCCCCGCCUGCUACUCUUGACAGCACUGUUUGCUCACAGUGGGCGACACGCGAUGCUGCUGCCCACCUUGCUGUGCAUCGCCACUUACCGACCACUGAGCGGGUGUUCCCCCUUCCCCCCUCUUGCCCUCUGUUGCUUCUGCUGCUGCGGCCGACCUCGUUGGUUUCUACGGGGUCGGCGCUCCGUCUGCCCCUAGCGGGAGAUGCCGCACUGGCAAGGGCAAGGGGGGCAAGGGAAGUGGAGGGGCUAGCAGGGGCGGUGGAGGUGGUGGUGGGGGCAGUGGAGGGAGUGGGGGUGGUGGUGGGAGUGGUGGCGGGGGUGGUGGAGGUGGCGGAGGUGGCGGAGGUGGCGGAGGGAGCGGAGGCGGCGGAGGAGGCGGAGGAGUUGGCGGUGGUGGCGGAGGGAGCGGAAGCGGCGGAGGUGGCGGAGGAGGUGGAGGUGGCAGAUGCAGCGGAGGUGGCGGGGGUCACGACUCUGCGCAGAGGAGUGGGUCCGGUGCGUGGUGGGGGUACUGGUCCCUGCACUUACGUCCUCCAUACCGGCGACCGCGCAGACCCGGGAAUUGAGGCCACUGCUCUAGGUGCUGGUGAGGCUGCUGCUCUAGGUUCUAGUGCUUCUGCUGCCCCAGGUGCCAGUGCGUCUGAUGCCCCAGGUGCUAGUGCGUCUGCUGCCCCAGGUGCUGGUGAGUCUGCUCUCUCAGGUGCUACGUCGGCUCAAGCCUUACACACCUUCACCCUUGACUCGGGUCUCUACCUCCCCUCGUUCUCUACGAACUUGGUAGCUGCGUCACGUCAAGUGUUCACUGCAUCGUCCAUGUUUGGUCCUGAGUCUGCUCCCUGCUCGUGUCGUCUGCUGUCCCACGAGACUCUCCUUUUGCACCACCGCCUUGGUCACCCCUCCCUGCCUCGCCUCCGUGGCAUGGCCUCCCGUGUCCUUGUCUCUGGUCUUCCCCGGUCUCUACCUCCCCUACCUGCGGGGCCUGGCCCUACCUGCGUCCCCUGCGUCGAGGGGCGACACCGCGCCGCCCCUCACUCCUCCGAGAUUCCUCCGACAGAGGCUCUGCUGCAGACCCUCCACAUGGACGUGUGGGGCCCCGCCCGCGUCAGUGGACAAGGCCACGAGCGUUACUUCCUGUUGGUGGUUGACGACUACUCGCGUUACACCACAGUCUUCCCCUUGCGCAGCAAGGGUGACGUCACUGAGCCCCGGGUCUCCUUGCCAGAGACCUCCCCCACCUUGCGGUGGACGGGGAAGGUUGGCGAUGCGUCUAUGUUUCGGGUGUGGGGAUCUCGGGCGUUUGUCCGCGACUUGUCUGCGGACAAGCUGUCCCCCCGUGCUGUUCCUUGCGUCUUCCUUGGCUUCCCCCCUAUCGCGCCUGGUUGA
Molecule: messenger RNA, 1527 nt
Organism: Closterium sp. NIES-65
Lineage: Eukaryota; Viridiplantae; Streptophyta; Zygnematophyceae; Desmidiales; Closteriaceae
Source: the annotation of a GenBank genome assembly